Myxocyprinus asiaticus (Chinese sucker) is the source of this 2642-nucleotide messenger RNA. Its product is annotated as phosphatidylinositol 3-kinase regulatory subunit gamma-like. NCBI's taxonomy places the organism in Eukaryota, Metazoa, Chordata, Actinopteri, Cypriniformes, Catostomidae. Gene Ontology annotation, molecular function: 1-phosphatidylinositol-3-kinase regulator activity. The record is from RefSeq and is a predicted model, not a curated record. The coding region runs from base 332 to 1387 and encodes 351 amino acids. The transcript is spliced from 8 exons. Gene Ontology annotation, cellular component: phosphatidylinositol 3-kinase complex. Gene Ontology annotation, biological process: phosphatidylinositol phosphate biosynthetic process; insulin receptor signaling pathway.
UUGAUACAUUUCCAACACUGUGCAGAAGAAAAUUCGAUCAACACUGAGCGACUUUUAACAAGCGAUCGUGCGUGUUCUUCUAACACAUUUUUAUUAGCUUUACUGCUCAAGUUUGAUUUUUAUUGACUGUCUGCAAAUUAUUACGACUGGACACUUGGAUUAAGACGAGAUAUAAGGAGUUUUCGGAGUUUUAAACGUUAUCCUUCCGUUGUUUUCUGCGUUGCCGUCGAUAAUUCGUCGGAAAUUCAUUUAUUUUUAUUUUACGCUGCGAUUUACAGUCUUUAAAAGGUUUUAAUUUACUUCUACAACACGAGCCAUUGUUUAAGAAAGGAUGUCAUCGUCUGCAGAACGGGUUUCCUACAUCGAAAUGAGUCGAGUCAGCACGACUGGCACAGACAUCAGUAAUGAUGAUGAUGACGAUCUACAAGGAGAGAUGGAGCCAAACGCUUUAUUACAGGAGGCCGAGUGGUACUGGGGUGAUGUAACAAGGGAGGAGGUGAAUGAAAUACUCCACGGCAUGCCCGACAGUGCGUUCCUGGUCCGAAAUGCCUCCAGCAAGUUGCCGGGAGAAUAUACAUUAACAGUCAGGAAGAAUGGCUCAAACAAACUCAUCAGGAUCCAUCAUCGAGAUGGGAAGUUUGGAUUCUCAGAGCCUCUGACCUUCAGCUCAGUGCCAGAGUUGAUACUGUACUACAGGCACCGGAGCUUAGCCCAAUACAACACUGCCCUGGAUGUAACAUUGGCUUAUCCCGUGUCCCACCAUAGCCCGGAUCUACUUGUGAAGGAUGAGUAUUUGGGUGCAUCUAGAGAGAAACUUCAAGAACAUCUAAGACUGUUUGAAAAGACAACAGAUUAUGACCAGCUAUAUGAUGCUUACACCACGUUAUUACAGGAAAUCCAAAGGAGAAACACUAUCGAGGCUGUUAACAUGACAGAGAUCUCCAAAGAACAGUGGCGUUCACAAGAGAAUGCAUGCAAGGAAGAAAUAAUCCACAGUGACCUGAAAGAGUGUACCUGCAAGAUGAAAGAGGAGCGAGAAAGAAGUGUGGAGCUCCUGGAGGAAGCCAGCUGGUUUGUGGGAGAUCUCAGUCGAAGUCAAGCAGAGGAGCUGCUCCAUGGAAAACCAUCCGGAGCGUUCCUGAUCCGCAACAGCAGCACGAAAGAUUGCUAUGCCUGCUCUGUAAUGGUCGGCAACCAGGUGAGGCACUGUGUGAUUCGUCAUACCGAGUGCGGCUACGGUUUCACAGAGCCGUUCGAUCUCCACAAGUCUUUGAAGGAGCUAGUUAUGCACUAUCAUUACACCUCUUUGGCACAACACAACCAGGCCCUGGACGUUCGGCUUGUGUAUCCAGUCCACAUGUCCGCUGCUCCUGCCGUUCACAGCUGAGUCUGCUCACCUCACCUGCAACUGGUAUCUUGAUGACGUGCACUAAGGCUGAGCUAGAUUACGCCAUAGUUGGCGUGUCCCUUUGCUUUACAAUUUGUACAUUGUGCAAAGGGUGGAACCAACUGUCAAGGCUGUUGCGUAUUGCACUUUCCAAAGGAGACAGCAUUCCUCAUGGUCAUAAUGAUACUCCAGUACAUGAAGUAUUUGAUGAGCCCAUUGUAGACCUGUUUACGAACAGUAACAAUAGUAGCAACAGGACUUGCUGAGUUUUGUAAUACAGUGAUCCAGCGACCCUCUUGUAAACAAAUCAAUUUUUUGUAAAGGGGUUGUUUUGUGGGGUGGAAUGCAUUUUGUUUUUAUAUAUAUAUAUAUAUAUAUAUAUUUUAAUGAUUUUAUUCUUCAGUGAAUUUUUUAUUGUUAUUAUUAUGUGAAUGUAGCACAGUGAGGUGCAUUUAUUGGUUAUAUUUUUCUAUUUUGGUUACAGUCAGUUCAAAUGAGGUUUGUUUGCCAUAAUGUAAGACAAUUCUUUUUUUUUUUUUUUUUUUACACACCCAAAUAAGGAUUUUAAGUUGUUCAAACAGGUUACAUUUGUUCCAAAGAAAUCCAAAAUGUUACUGUCUGCAAAACCAGUUUUAAAAGGGUCACUUUUUUAAAUGCAGCUCAAAUGAAGAAAACUUGAAUAUUGUUUGAACAGUACAGUAUGUUUCUGUUUUGUCGCAUCAUUUAAAGAGUAACAGAAAAGGUAUUUUUCAGUUCUAGUUUGUGGCAUACUUGUAAUGUUUACUAUUUUUACUAUGCCAAGGCAGUUUAAUUAUCUUAUGGGCUGAACAGCCCAGGCACUUCAUAAACUUCAUGAAUGCAUUGGUUAUGGGGACUGAUGUGAUGCCAGAUCACUCAUCCUUAAGAUGAGCUACUUUCUUUAAGAUCAUUUUAUUUUGAAGUUUCUCAGCAGCAGACCGUAAAGGGAGCUUUUACCCUAAUUUCCUGAGUUUCGGUUUUGCUACAAUGUUUUAUUUAGCAUGCUUCUUUAAAAAAAAAAAAAACAAUUAAUGAGAAUGAGAAUAAGACUGUGCCUUUUUAAAAAAAAAAAAUUUUUUUUUAAUUGAGCAUAUUCAUUUUAAAGUACAUAUCAAACACACUCCAGUUUCAUCAAACUAUGGUGUUUGGUGUUAUAUACAAUUUGGUAAAUGAAGUAAAUUUCAAAUCUCUUGAAAUGUUUAAAUAAAAAUGUAUUCUAUGUAAAAAAAAAAAAAAA